Messenger RNA from Sebastes umbrosus (honeycomb rockfish), 3624 nucleotides. RefSeq names its product fibronectin type III domain containing 7a (gene fndc7a). The record is from RefSeq and is a predicted model, not a curated record. Gene Ontology annotation, molecular function: protein binding. Lineage: Eukaryota; Metazoa; Chordata; Actinopteri; Perciformes; Sebastidae. The coding region runs from base 118 to 2577 and encodes 819 amino acids. The transcript has 14 exons.
GAGAGAGAAGAAAAAAAAAGUCAAAUUUAAGCCUGAGCUGCUUCCCUGAAGUCAUUUUUUGAGAGACAGCGUCACACAUCUCGCCUCGAGGCAGUGAGUGAUAAAAACACUGGAAGCAUGAGAAGAAUACAGUUAAAAAUGCUGAAACUUUUACUUUUACUGACCAUCACAGAGAUCUGUGCUGCUCAGAUUGAGAUCACUCUGUCAGUGUUUACGGUCACGUCUAAGAGUAUAACAGUUCAGUGGAUCGAAUACGAUGACGCCAGCUCCUACAAGAUCACAGCAACACCCAAGAACUCCCCAGAACCAUCCGUCUUUGCUCAGUUCAGCGGCAACACCGUGAUGGGCUCAGUCAUAUCCCUAUCACCAAACACAGUGUACACCAUUCGGCUAGAGGCCAUGGACAAUGCUCUCAAUGUCCUCAGCUCUGCAGAGACAGAGGAUAUAACAGCGCCUGACGUCCCCACCAUUGAACAGGCCUACUCCAAACACAGCGACAGCAUCACUGUGGAGUUCACAGAGGUUUCCGGGGCAACCAGUUACAUCCUGAGGGCACAGUCGAUGGACGGCGAUUUCUUCUCCGAGACAUCGGUGAGCAGCUCCCCCGGCACCGUGAUGGAGCUCCAGCCCUACACGGACUACAGGCUGAACGUCAUGUCCGUCAACUCUGGGGGGAGGAGCCAGCCCUCGUACCCCAUCGAGGCCAAGACAGUGGUAAUGGCGCCCAAGUUCAACACCAGCUCUCCUGACAACAGCAGCAUCAUUGUGAAUUGGGACGCGGUGGAGAACGCCGUCGUCUACACGCUCUGCAUCAUCAAUAUGGACUCCAACUCCCGCGUCAAACUGAACACCACUGACACCAUGGUGACCUUUGACGACCUUGAAGCGGGGACCAACUACUGCAUCAAGAACACGGCCUGGGACUCUGAGGGUCGAGCUGGAGACGACUACACCGACUGCCAGGUCACACGUCCUCCAAGCCCAGAUGUGAUCCUAAUCUCGAUGGCUCCGGGUCGGGCUCUUUCGAUGGCUGUGUACUUUGGGUUGGUGCAGGGAGCUGAGAAAUACAUGGCCUAUACCACUGAUGGCCAAAACUGUACUUCAACAACUAACGGCUACUGUCAUAUUAAAACUGUGGAGUGUGGCCAGAACAGCUCUGUCUAUGUCAUAGCCUUUAACAAAGCUGGGCCCAGCAACCCCUCGCAACCAGCAAACUACAUUACAUAUCCUUGUCUCCCAGACAACAUCUGGGUGGAGGAGCCCGAAGCAGGCAACUGCUCGGUGGUGUGGGAUGAAGUAGAAAUGGUGGAUUACUACAUGACUUUCAUAAAGAGGGACGACGGGAUGGAGAAGUCAUGUAACACCACUGAAACCAAAUGCCCAUUUUCCUGCAUGUGUGGCUACACCUACCUCACCACCGUCUUCCCGUACAACCAGGCCGGCUCAAGCCCUGUCGCAAACGUCCGCAACUACACCACUAUUCCUUGCUGCCCACAGAAUGUCACCGUAGAGCUCGUUUCUACAGAGACCCUGGAGGUCAUGUGGUCGCCGGUCAAAGGGGCCGAACUGUACAAGACGACAGCGGCACAGACCAACGAUGUCAUCCACUGUAACGACACGGCGCCAGUGUGUGCGCUGUCAGAUUUGAAAUGCAACACAGCUUAUUCUGUGACCGUCACACCUUGCAGCGAGUUACGAGGAUGCAACCUCACCUGCGCAUCCCACACACAUGAGACAGCUCCGUGCGCUCCAGAGAUCCUGAAUAUGACUAAGACCAACAACUCCACAUACAAAGUCCUCUUCACUACCCCCAACUCUCCCAACACAAAUUAUACCAUCACAGCCAUCGGACGCUAUGACUCAAGAUCCUGUCAUUCAACAACCAACUCCUGUGAGCUCACACAGCUGCCCUGUGGUUCAACCUAUGAGGUCAUGGCGGUGGCCACCACAGCUGUGGGGAGAAGUCUACUUGGAUUCAGUAAAACUCUGGAAACAGGUCCGUGCUGCCCCGUGUCUGUGAAUGUGACCCAGGUCACCCAGGCUAUGACUAACGUGACCUGGUCACCUGGCAGAGGAGCUCGCUCCUACAUCACCUCCCUGACGUCCUCCCGUGGACACGCCAAGUGCCACACCUCGGACACCCACUGCGUGAUGGGAUGCAUCACUUGUGGCACCAACUACAGUGUCAGCCUGGAGGCCAUCAGCAGCACAGGACACAAGUCAGAGUGCGCAUAUCAUGGAUUCUCAUCCAGUGCCUGCUGUCCAACAAGCAUCAAGCUCUAUCGCAGGGCCAACUACACCCUCAGGGUGUACUGGCGCUCUCCAGGCCCUCAGAUGCACAAGCAUGAAGUAGUGCUGAACGGGACGGCAGCCAACUACACCUGUAUCGCAGCCGCCGGCAACAAAUACUGUGACAUCCAGGAGGAGAUGUGUGGGGACGUCUACACAGUAGUGGUGGCACCAGUGAUACAGAAUGGGAUCAAAGUUAGCUUCUGUCAACCCAGGAGAUACUCGGUUCUCUGCCCGGGAAGUAAUGCUGGUAUGGUGAUCUCUCGCGGAAGACGAAGUGUGGAUUAAUUGCGUGAACGCCCACGGCCAACAUUAACAGAAGAUUGUGUUUACGCCAACGACAACUGCAAAGAUCCAAUGUACCCAAAAGAAAUAUCAGUUUUAUUUAGGAAUAUCUCUGUUUUGUUGUUAUCAAAGUUGUUUAGAGUCUGACAAACUGUUUCCGCUGAAUAAAUCUGAAUAGUAUGGCUGCAACGAUUAUUUUCAUUGUCGAUUAAUCUGUCGAUUGUUUUAUAGAUUAAUCAAUUAGUUGUUUGGUCUAUAAAAUGUCAGAAAAUGGUUAAAAAUGUCAAGAUGACGUCCUCAAAUGUCUUGUUUUGUCCACAAUUCAAAGAUAUUCAGUUAACUGUCAUAGAGGAGUAAAAUAAAACAGAAAAUAUUGACAUUAAGAAGCUGAAUCAGAGAAGUUUUAAAUUUUUUUUUCUUAAAAAAAUUACUUAAACUGAUUAAUCGUUUAUCAAAAUAGUUGGCUUUUAAUUUAAUAGUUGAUAACUAAUUGAUUAAUCGUUGCAGCUCUAUUGAAUAACAAAAGUUAAAACACUGAAUUAAAACAAAAAAAUAUAUAAAAGAUGUCUUUUUAAUAAACAAGUGUGGGCAUAUUCUCCAUAUUGCCACUUGCUUUUUCUGCUAUACCUCAUGUUUAAUCAAUGCAGUUGUGACUUUCAUAAUGACUUGAUGUAACCUCAACAUGUAAUGACGUUUAGUAAAAAUGAAAAAGAAGCAGAAAUAGCAACUUUACAGUGAACCUCCCACAUGAAUGUAUCAUGGCAACAGUCAUUCAGAGACAAAAUCUAUUUAAAGUAGGACUUAUCCAAGUAGAAGACCUCCACACGGCGGCCGUAUGACGUGCCUCUGGUUGGUGACCCAAAAGAGGGUCAGUUGAAAGUGGAGCAGCAGGUAUCCAUCUCGCUAGCCUGGAGAAAUGCAUGGCAGGUCCUGUGGAUGAUAUGUCUGAUCAGAUUGCUGGAGAUAGAUUCAGUGUUACCUCUGCUCUCAUUGGAUUUGUUUCCUCUCUGUUGACAGACGACAACAAUAAAGCACAUCCCUACAACAAUA